Molecule: messenger RNA, 348 nt
Organism: Pomacea canaliculata
Lineage: Eukaryota; Metazoa; Mollusca; Gastropoda; Architaenioglossa; Ampullariidae
Product: activating signal cointegrator 1 complex subunit 2 homolog
Exons: 2
Source: RefSeq, a predicted model, not a curated record
AUGCCAAGAGCCAAGACAAGAGCCAAGAGCCCCAGAGCCAAAGCCAAGCCAAGACCAAAGCAAGAGCCACAGACAAGAGCCCAAGAUGCCAAGGAGCCAAGACAGACAAAGACCAGACGCCAAGACCAAGAGCCCAAGAGCCAAGAGCAAGAGCCAAAAAGCCAAAGAGCCAAGAGCAAGCCCAGAGACCAGAGACUCAAAGAGCCAAGAGCCGAAGUGAGCCAAUGCAAAGCCAAGCAAGCCAAGCAAGAAAAGCAGAGCACAAGCCACAGGAAGCCAAACCAAGACCAAACAAGAAGCCAAAGCAAUGAGCCAAGAAGCAAGAGCCAAGACCAAACCACAGCCAAG